Molecule: messenger RNA, 1910 nt
Organism: Eruca vesicaria subsp. sativa (arugula)
Lineage: Eukaryota; Viridiplantae; Streptophyta; Magnoliopsida; Brassicales; Brassicaceae
Source: the annotation of a GenBank genome assembly
CCAAAUUCACAUCUCCUAAAUCUCAACUACUACACUUUGAAGCAAAACUUUCAUUUCUUGAUAUUCUUUUUAGUCGAUUUAUUCAUCAAUUUUUUUCCUUGUUUGUCAUAUUUUCUGGCGAGUAAAAUGGAUCAAGAGAUAGAGAUUCCUUCUUAUUUUCUAUGUCCGAUCUCUCUAGAUAUCAUGAAGGACCCGGUGAUAGUUUCCACCGGAAUAACCUACGACAGAGACAGCAUCGAGAAGUGGCUCUUCACCGGUAAGAAAAACUCAUGUCCGGUCACAAAACAAGUCAUAACCGAAACUGAUCUCACACCAAACCAUAUUCUUCGCCGUCUGAUCCAAUCUUGGUGUACUCUCAACGCAUCCCACGGCAUCGAGAGGAUCCCAACCCCAAAACCUCCUAUCUCUAAAUCAGAGAUCGAAAAGGUCAUCAAAGAUUCUUCAUCUUCACAUCAAAACCAAGUCAAAUGCCUCAAACGACUUCGUCAAAUAGUAUCCGAGAAUACAGCGAACAAGAGGUGCUUAGAAGCUGCAAAAGUUCCAGAGUUCUUGGCCAGUAUUGUCAGCAACUCGGUAGAUAGUUACAACUCUCCUUCUCCUUCACUUUCUUCGUCGAAUCUCAAUGAUCUUUGUCAGUCAAACAUGUUAGAGAAUAGAUUUGAUUCGUCGAGGAGCUUAAUGGACGAGGCUUUAAGCUUACUCUAUCAUCUCGACACAUCGGAGAUGGCCCGCAAGAGUCUUUUAAACAACAAGAAGGGAACAAAUCUUGUGAAAACGUUGACUAGGAUUAUGCAACGUGGGAUCUACGAGUCAAGAGCCUAUGCUACUUUGCUUCUCAAGAAGAUUCUUGAAGUUGCGGAUCCAAUGCAGAUCAUAUUGUUGGAACGUGAGCUUUUCAACGAGGUGGUUCAGAUCUUGCAUGACCAGAUCUCUCACAAGGCAACGAAAUCAGCAAUGCAGAUCUUGGUGAUUAUAUGUCCAUGGGGAAGGAAUAGACACAAAGCUGUGGAGGCUGGAGCGAUCUCGAUGAUUGUUGAGCUUUUAAUGGAUGAGACUUUCUCAUCUGAGAGAAGGACUUUGGAGAUGGCUAUGGUGGUUCUUGAUAUGUUAUGUCAGUGCGCAGAAGGAAGAGCUGAGUUCUUGAAUCAUGGUGCGGCUAUUGCGGUUGUGUCCAAGAAGAUACUUAGGGUCUCUCAGAUUACUAGUGAAAGGGCUGUUAGGGUUUUGCUUUCUAUUGGGAGGUUUUGUGCGACGCCGGUUUUAUUACAGGAGAUGUUGCAACUAGGAGUUGUAGCUAAGAUGUGUCUGGUGCUACAAGUGAGUUGUGGGAGCAAGACUAAAGAAAAGGCAAAAGAAUUGCUUAAGCUUCACGCUAGGGUAUGGAGGGAGUCACCUUGUGUCCCAAGAAACUUGUAUGCUUCGUAUCCUGCUUGAACAGCAAGAUAGAAGAACCUACUUAUAUGUUUGAUUAAUUCUCAUCAGAUACAAACAAUUCUCUGGGAGUUAUUUUUAGUAUAAGUUCAUUCAAAAGAAACAAAAUAGCGUGGUUUAUUUUUUACCCAAGUUCAGAAUAUGUUUUGUUUUUGUAAUAUCAUUCAAAUGUAGAUAACAGUCGGGUGCUAUAUGAAAUUAUGAGAGGCUGCAAAGAAAUAAAUGGAAUCACAAGUUGCAUGGCUACAGUGCCCCACUUGCUUCUUCAUUAUUGUUAAAGGGUCUUUAUUUGUAUUCUCUUUUGUUCAUUUCCACAAAAAUAAUAGGAGACCAUCUCUUUCAUCUUUACAUUUGUAUUGAGUAGAUAACCUAAGAGAUUACAUCAUAGUUAUUUGAAGAGAUAUGUAUGCAUCAUGUGUAACGUUUCUGACCAUUUAUGUUCGUGGAAGUAAACAAUGCGAGUGUUGUAUGUUUAUGUC